AUGGAUUACCCCUACAGAUCAACAGACUACAAUAAUCCUUACAUGGACUACAGAAGACAUAGAACAGACAGCAAACAAGAUGACCCCAAGAGGUCAGACCGAUGGAUUGAUGACUCGCAUAGGUCAGACCAGUGGCUGGAUGACCACCCCUUUGACCGCCGACUUGCUGACCCUUAUCUUGACUCUGGCAGAGGUUUUGCCAUGGGAAAGUAUAACGACAGCUUUGCCCCCACGACUCAACGCUUAGAGACCUACGGGCGGCCCGAGCUACCAUCCCACCAAAACGGGUUUUAUUUGAAUGAGAAAAAGGUGCGACCUGAGACAAGGGACGCCAACCACGGCAGUAACGUCUAUAAUGAGCCCUACAGUGCAGGUAAGACAGAGAAGAAAGAGAAAAAGAAGAAAGGGAAGUUCUCCAAGAUCUGUCUCAACUUCGCAGACAUCACAUCACUAAAUGGCUUGCCGUUCAUCUCGUCAUCAAAGAACCCUGUGGUCAAGGUUGUCUGGACCUUACUUCUGAUGGCGGCUCUAGGCGCUAUGAUAUUCCACCUCUACAGUUUAUUUUCAGAUUUUUUCGAAUACAAGAAACACUCAAAGAUAAACUUGAGCUUCAACAACCUGCCUUUCCCGGCUGUUACAAUAUGCAAUGUUAACAUGAUGAGACAGUCAAAAAUAAACCUAUCAAGUGGAGAAGUACAACAGUUAAUUAUGGAUGCUGAUCCGCAAAAAAGAAUGGCAUUAGUAAAGAAAUGUAAUGAAACUACCGGUGACGAGGACGACCCAGGCGAAUGUCUUGAAUAUGACCCGGACAAUACAGACGAGGAAGAUCCAGAGGAAACACUCUAUGACAUGCAAUACCAAGGCACCUGGGAGGCUGAAGGUACCAAAUCUAAGAUGUACGAAACAGAACAGAAGUUCAGGGAAGCGUUCAACAGACAGCCUGUAGAUAUACGCAAACAGCUUGGCCAUCAAGCUACUGAUAUGAUACUUCAAUGUUCUUAUGCUGGCAAGAAAUGUGAAGCAAGGAACUUCACACUAGCCUUCUCCGAGACUUACGGGAACUGCCACACACUGCAAUACGACAAGUUCCUUAGCCGAGCGAGCGGUCCAGCUGGAGGUCUGGAACUGACCAUAUUUUUGGAAACGCAUGAAUACAUUCCUGGCAUCUCGAAUGGAAUGGGCAUCCAGCUACUGGUGCAUGACCAGGAAACUGUUCCGUUCCCUGAUGAGGAAGGGAUCGCCAUUAGCCCGGGAACCAACACGUUCGUUGGCAUCAAGCAGGUAAGUGACACGAUGAAUGAAGUUGGCAUCAAGCAGGUAAGUGACACGAUGAAUGAAGUUGGCAUCAAGCAGGUAAGUGACAUGAUGAAUGAAGUUGGCAUCAAGCAGGUAAGUGACGAGAUGAAUGAAGUUGGCAUCAAGCAGGUAAGUGACAAGAUGAAUGAAGUUGGCAUCAAACAGGUAAGUGACAAGAUGAAUGAAGUUGGCAUCAAACAGGUAAGUGACACAAUGAAUGAAGUUGGCAUCAAGCAGGUAAGUGACACGAUCAAUGAAGUUGGCAUCAAACAGGUAAGUGACACGAUGAAUGAAGUUGGCAUCAAGCAGGUAAGUGACACAAUGAAUGAAGUUGGCAUCAAGCAGGUAAGUGACACGAUCAAUGAAGUUGGCAUCAAACAGGUAAGUGACACAAUGAAUGAAGUUGGCAUCAAGCAGGUAAGUGACACGAUCAAUGAAGUUGGCAUCAACAGGUAA
This is a messenger RNA of Physella acuta, 1752 nucleotides long. Its product is annotated as degenerin mec-4-like. Lineage: Eukaryota; Metazoa; Mollusca; Gastropoda; Physidae. Gene Ontology annotation, cellular component: plasma membrane. Gene Ontology annotation, molecular function: ligand-gated sodium channel activity. The record is from RefSeq and is a predicted model, not a curated record. Gene Ontology annotation, biological process: sodium ion transmembrane transport.